This is a messenger RNA of Amyelois transitella, 1001 nucleotides long. RefSeq lists its product as uncharacterized. Lineage: Eukaryota; Metazoa; Arthropoda; Insecta; Lepidoptera; Pyralidae. Gene Ontology annotation, molecular function: chitin binding. Bases 137 to 949 code for a protein of 270 amino acids. The transcript is spliced from 5 exons. The record is from RefSeq and is a predicted model, not a curated record. Gene Ontology annotation, cellular component: extracellular region.
CAUGAAAAUUUUGCGCAUUCCCAAGUUUUUGCUGAUCCUGUCCGGUGUGUGUGUGAUUUUGCCGACCGUACUUUUAACUGGAUUGAUUGAUGGUGCAUUUAAUUAAUUGAUUAAUAUUUGAAACUACAAAAACAAAAUGGCGUCCGCGUCGACAAAAUGGCUUCUGGUUUUAUUCAUGGCGGCGUUUGUGGGUGCUGACGAUAUCGAUGUGGAAGUAAGCACUGGGAUGAUGAUAAAAAUGUUGAGAGAAAUGGCAAAUCAAACAAAUAGUGACACGUUAAAUCUACCAGCCAAUGCGACAUCUAUAAGAGAAAAUAUUACGGACACAUUCAGUUGCGAGAAUCGAACCUACGGCUAUUACGCUGACGUGGACAACGAGUGUCAACUCUUCCACGUGUGCCUGCCGUCUCAGACUCCUUCAGGGAGGAACAUCACCUAUAGAUGGAGUUUCAUCUGCCCCGGAGAGACUAUCUUCAAUCAGGAGGUUUUAGUCUGCACAAGACCCAUUGACUCCAUUCCGUGUGAAGAGUCUGAAAUGUACUACGAUGUCAACGACGAAUUCGGCAAAGUGACGAACGAGACGAAAAAAGAGGAAGCUACUACUGAGAAAAACAAAAGCGCAUCAAGAUUACCAGAAAGAGUUAGAAAUAAUCAGAAAAGGAAACAAAACAUGAUUGAUAUUAAUCAUAAGAAUGUUAUACCAGAAGAGUUACUCAAAGAUAUAGUCAAUGAAGAGCUUAAUAAAGAUUAUGAAGAAUUCGAAGUGAAAGAUGUUGAAAUGAAUCCAAAUGUUGUGGGUGCUGUUGAAACGGAAAUUGAACCUCAAAUGAUGAGUGUUAAAGAUGAUUUUGCAGAAGAUCUAGAUUCAAGAUUUGCUGCUGAAAGGAGUAUGAAAUGGAGAGGUCGUAGAGUGGGAAGAGGAAGCUAUAGGUAUGAUCCUGAAGCCUAAUUUAAAUUGAGAUGUAAGUCUUUUUAGUUAUGGAUUGUAAAUACGAGAAAUA